ACAACAAAAGUAACGCUGUUGUAAUAACCUAACAUAAAUAUAUUUACAAUUAUUUUUAAAUAAUAUCAAAUAUUGUAAUAAGUGAAAACAAGUUUAUUAUUACUCGAAUGAAAGCAGUUAUUGUAACAACACAUAUUGUAAAAGAUUUUUUACUUAUAUCUGUGAAAUGAAAAGAUACAAAAAAAAUAUAGAUGUCGGAGAUGAAGCAAUUACAAAAAGAACAGCUGAAAGAUACAAAGCUGUCAUUAAAGAAAACUUAAAUUUUGAGGAGGUAUCAAGUCAUCAUAGCUCAGACGAUGGAAAUGUGUUGGAAAAUCUUGUCACAAAUCAAGAUAUUUUAUGUGCAGAAAACAGUAAUAAAGUUACGAAUCGCACUUCGACAGAAUCAAAUGAACUAGAUUUAACCAAUCACCUUCGCAGCUUAUUACUAGAAGAUGAGAACGAAUGUCUUCAACAAUCAUGCAAUAUCCCUAAAAAUUUGGAAGAAAUGAUUCAAAAUGUAGAUUUUUUUCAAUAUAUUACGAGUCCUAUUAAGGUUAAAAAAGGCGAAUUAUUUUUAAUGAUACUUAAAUUUUGUGUUGUGAAUAAGUUAUCAUUCUUAGGCAUGACUAAUCUUUUCAAGUUGUUUAAUGUUAUUUUUGAAUCGCCAGUCAUGCCUGAAUCGCGAUAUUCUGUAGAUCCGAAUUAAUAAGUUAAUCACAUGUGGACUAUGGUUUAAUAAGAAAAAACCUGAUAUGAGCGUGUUCUUAUCAACGUUUGUGGACGUAAUUAAUAAAUUAACUAGUGAAGGAAUUUCAUGUAAUGUAAAAAAUAAAAACAAGGUCUUAAAACUGCACGUCCUCACAUGCUGUGUAGAUUCUGUAGCUAGAGCUCCUGUUCAGGGCAUUAAACAGUUUAAUGGUAAAUACGGAUGCAGUUGGUGCCUGCAUCCGGGAGAAUGGGCUGAAGGUAGUAUGCGGUAUCCUUUAUUAACAUAUUAUGUGAAUGAUCGAGAUCAUGAAAAAACCGUUAAUGAUAUGUUACAUGCAACUCCUGAUAAUCCUAUUAAUGGUAUUAAAUACCCAUCACCUCUUAUAAAUUUUCCAAAAUUUAAUAUUAUAUUAGGUUUUACUGUUGAUUACCUUCAUUGUUGUUUAGAAGGUGUUGCAAGUCAGUUUACAGAAUAUCACUUGCAAUCAAUGAGUAAAGAUGACAUUGAAGAACUUGAUGAAAAAAUUAAUAAAAUUACUGCGCCUCAUCAAAUUUCACGUUUAAGCCGACCAAUAAGUAUCAGAAAGGAUUGGAAAGCACGUGAAUGGGAACAUUAUGUUCUAUUUUAUAGUGUACCGCUUUUAGCAGAUCACCUAAGCAGAAAUCAUCUUUUUCAUUGGCUUCUAUUUGUUAAAAGCUUGAAUAUACUGUUACAAAGUAGUAUUCAUAUAAGAGAAUUGGAUCGAGCCGAUCAAAUGUUGCACGAAUUUGUAGCUAAGUCUCAAGAAUAUUUUGGAAUAAAAUCAAUGACGUUUAAUGUCCACCAGUUACUACAUAUAUCUAAAACCGUAUUGAAUUGGGGACCAUUGUGGUGUCAGUCAACCUUCUCUUUUGAAUCCGCAAACCAAAAUUUGUUUAAGGCAAUACAAUGUUCAAAAGGAGUUACACUACAAAUCGUAAGAUUUAUCAAUAUCAAUCAUUUUAUUUCUGUUGUACAAGAAUAUGUAUAUCCACAUGCGGAUGUUUUGGUAAAAAUGUACUGUGAUGAUUUUCUUGGUUCAAAAGUGCAAAAUACUUGUAAAAUAAGGGAUAUCACAUAUUUUGGUCUGGGUAAUCGAGUACCAAAUGAUAUAUUAGAAAAAUUACAGCUGUCUGAACAUUCUGCAAACCAUUUUUGAAAAUGGUAAAAAAUGGAUGUUUAUACGAAUCAUCUAUUAGAAAGAAAAAAAGAUCAAAUAAUUAAUUUGCACAGUUAAAGGAGAAAAGAUUUAUACAAAUUGAUAGUUUUAUUGCAGAUGACGAAAAAAAUCAAGAAUUCACUGUCUGCAAUGUUGUUACAACAAGACAUCGAUUCAGCAAGCAUUACAAUAAUCUUAGAGUAAUAGAACAUAUCAGCACAGAAUCUACAAUUGUUGAAACCAAUGAGAUCGAGACUAUUUGUAUUUUCAUGCAAAUACUUGGAAUCAUGUAUAUUUGCCCUCUACCUAAUCUACUUCAUUAUUAAGUAUACAAGCAUUUUAAAGAAUUGCAAGCUUUUACGAGCACAUUAAUGAAAGCUUUAAUUAAUUUUUUAUUGUCGAUUAAGA
Nasonia vitripennis (jewel wasp) is the source of this 2276-nucleotide messenger RNA. RefSeq lists its product as uncharacterized. The coding region runs from base 735 to 1868 and encodes 377 amino acids. Lineage: Eukaryota; Metazoa; Arthropoda; Insecta; Hymenoptera; Pteromalidae. The record is from RefSeq and is a predicted model, not a curated record. The transcript is spliced from 4 exons.